Linum tenue is the source of this 156-nucleotide messenger RNA. NCBI's taxonomy places the organism in Eukaryota, Viridiplantae, Streptophyta, Magnoliopsida, Malpighiales, Linaceae. The record is from the annotation of a GenBank genome assembly.
AUGAUCAAGAACAGAGAAUCUGCAGCAAGGUCGAGGGCUAGGAAACAGGCAUAUACAAUGGAGCUGGAACUUGAGCUGAAUUACCUCAAGGAAGAUAACAGCAGGCUGAAGCAGAUUGUGGUAUCUGGAAGGAAUUUUGUGUUGUUUUUUUUGUGA